Homarus americanus (American lobster) is the source of this 477-nucleotide messenger RNA. Its product is annotated as repetitive proline-rich cell wall protein 2-like. The record is from RefSeq and is a predicted model, not a curated record. The transcript is spliced from 2 exons. NCBI's taxonomy places the organism in Eukaryota, Metazoa, Arthropoda, Malacostraca, Decapoda, Nephropidae. The coding region runs from base 1 to 477 and encodes 158 amino acids.
AUGGCGGGUGAUCAGCAGCAAGGGGGGGGUCAUGGCACCCAAGAACCAACCUCUGUAGUGUCUUCCAGCCACCCAAGAUCCUCUGUAGUGUCUUCCAGGCACCCAAGAACCAACCUCUGUAGUGUCUUCCAGCCACCCAAGAUCCUCUGUAGUGUCUUCCAGGCACCCAAGAACCUCGGCAGUGUCUUCCAGCCACCCAAGAACCUCUCUAGUGUCUUCCAGCCACCCAAGAACCUCUGUAGUGUCUUCCACCCACCUAAGAACCUCUCUAGUGUCUUCCAGCCACCCAAGAACCUCUCUAGUGUCUUCCAGCCACCCAAGAACCUCUGUAGUGUCUACCCACCUAGAACCUCUGCAGUGUCUUCCAGCCACCCAAGAACCUCUCUAGUGUCUUCCAGGCACCCAAGAACCUCUGCAGUGUCUUCCAGCCACCCAAGAACCUCUGUAGUGUUUCCAGGCACCCAAGAACCUCUGUAG